GAGGAGGCGGCGGCUCCGAGGAGAACAUGAAUCAGCGGCGGCGGCGACGGCGGCGACGGCUGUGGAAGGAGCGCGGUGGCCCAGGAGCGGCCCCGGGGACCCCGCGCGGCUGACAGCCGCCGCGGCGACUCUCAGCGGGAGCGGGUCUCGGAGCGCGGGCCCCAGCGCCGCCCCCACCCGCCCCCUCGGCCGGCCCCCGCCCCUCCCUCGGCCCUCCUCCCUCCUCCCUCCUCUCCCUCCUCCCUCGUCCUCCUCCACUCCCUCCUCCCUGGUCGCUCGCGGGCCGGGCCCGGCAUGGUGCGGCGUCGCCGCCGAUGGCGCUGAGGCGGAGCAUGGGGCGGUCGGGGCUCCCGCCGCUGCCGCCGCCGCCGCCGCCGCCGCCGCUGCUGCUGCUGGCCGGUCUGGCCGCUCUGCUGCUCCCGGAGCCCGCGGCCGCAGCCACUGAGGCAUUUGCCAGUGACAGGAGAGCUUCUUGCAGCACCCGGGAUCCCCAAGUUCACACUACACACCCCUGGGACUGCUGGGCGUGUAUGGCGUGCCUGAAGCUCAUGGGAGCCCCAGUGAAGAUGACAGUGUCUCAGGGGCAGCCGGUGAAGCUCAACUGCAGCGUGGAGGGGAUGGAGGAGCCUGAGAUACAGUGGGUGAAGGAUGGGGCUGUGGUCCAGAGUGUGGAUCAGGUGUACAUCCCCGUCAGUGAGCAGCACUGGAUCGGCUUCCUCAGCCUGAAGUCAGUGGAGCGCUCUGAUGCGGGCCAGUACUGGUGCCAGGUGGAGGAUGGGGGCGAAACUGAGACCUCCCAGCCAGUGUGGCUCAUGGUAGAAGGUGUGCCAUUUUUCACUGUGGAGCCAAAAGAUCUGGCAGUGCCACCCAAUGCCCCUUUCCAACUGUUUUGUGAGGCCGUGGGUCCCCCAGAACCUGUUACCAUUGUCUGGUGGAGAGGAGGCACGAAGCUUGGGGGACCUGCUCCCUCUCCCUCCGUUUUAAAUGUAACAGGGGUGACCCAGAGCACCGUGUUCUCCUGUGAAGCUCACAACCUAAAAGGCCUGGCCUCUUCUCGCCCAGCCACUGUUCGUCUUCAAGCACUGCCUGCAGCCCCCUUCAACGUCACAGUGACGAAGCUCUCCAGCAGCAAUGCUAGCGUGGCCUGGACGCCAGGUGCCGAUGGCCAAGCCCUGCUCCAAUCCUGUACGGUGCAGGUGACUCAGGCCCCAGGAGGCUGGGAGGUCCUGGCUGUUGUGGUUCCUGUGCCACCUUUUACCUGUCUGCUCCGGGACCUGGCACCUGCCACCAACUAUAGCCUCAGGGUUCGCUGUGCCAAUGCCUUGGGGCCUUCUCCAUAUGCUGACUGGGUACCCUUUCGGACAAAGGGUCUAGCCCCAGCCAGAGCUCCCCAGAACCUCCAUGCCAUCCGCACGGACUCAGGCCUCAUCCUGGAAUGGGAAGAAGUGAUCCCUGAGGGCCCUUUGGAAGGCCCCCUGGGACCCUAUAAACUGUCCUGGGCUCAAGACAACGGAACCCAGGGUGAGCUGACAGUGGAGGGGACCAGGGCCAACCUGACAGGCUGGGAUCCCCAGAAGGACCUGACUGUGCGUGUGUGCGUCUCCAAUGCAGUGGGCUGUGGGCCCUGGAGUCUGCCACUGGUGGUCUCUUCUCAUGACCAUGCAGGCCAGGAGGGCGCUCCCCACAGCCGCACAUCCUGGGUGCCUGUGGUCCUGGGUGUGCUGACAGCCCUGGUGACAGCCGCUGCCCUGGCCCUCAUCCUGCUUCGAAAGAGGCGGAAGGAGACACGGUUUGGGCAAGCCUUUGACAGUGUCAUGGCCCGGGGGGAGCCAGCUGUUCACUUCCGGGCAGCACGGUCCUUCAACCGGGAAAGGCCUGAGCGCAUCGAGGCCACACUGGACAGCUUGGGCAUCAGUGAUGAGCUGAAGGACAAGCUGGAGGAUGUACUCAUCCCAGAGCAGCAGUUCACCCUGGGCCGGAUGUUGGGCAAAGGAGAGUUUGGUUCAGUGCGGGAGGCCCAGUUGAAGCAGGAGGAUGGCUCCUUUGUGAAAGUGGCUGUAAAGAUGCUGAAAGCUGACAUCAUUGCCUCAAGCGACAUUGAAGAGUUUCUCAGGGAAGCGGCUUGCAUGAAGGAGUUUGACCACCCACACGUGGCCAAGCUAGUUGGGGUGAGUCUCCGGAGCAGGGCCAAAGGCCGUCUCCCCAUCCCCAUGGUCAUCCUGCCUUUCAUGAAACACGGGGACCUGCACGCCUUCCUGCUCGCCUCCCGGAUUGGGGAGAACCCCUUUAACCUGCCCCUGCAGACCCUGGUCCGGUUCAUGGUGGACAUCGCCUGUGGCAUGGAGUACCUGAGCUCCCGGAACUUUAUCCACCGAGACCUGGCUGCCCGGAACUGCAUGCUGGCAGAAGACAUGACGGUGUGCGUGGCCGACUUUGGACUCUCCCGGAAGAUCUAUAGCGGGGACUACUAUCGUCAGGGCUGUGCCUCCAAACUGCCCGUCAAGUGGCUGGCCCUGGAGAGCCUGGCUGACAACCUGUAUACUGUGCACAGUGACGUGUGGGCCUUCGGGGUGACCAUGUGGGAGAUCAUGACGCGUGGGCAGACGCCGUAUGCUGGCAUCGAGAACGCUGAGAUUUACAACUACCUCAUCGGCGGGAACCGCCUGAAACAGCCUCCAGAGUGCGUGGAGGACGUGUAUGAGCUCAUGUACCAGUGCUGGAGUGCAGACCCCAAGCAGCGUCCCACUUUCACAUGUCUGCGCAUGGAGCUGGAGAAUGUCCUGGGCCACCUGUCUGUACUCUCCGCCAGCCAGGACCCCUUGUACAUCAACCUUGAGGGAGCCCAGGAGUCUGCCGAGGGAGGCAACCUGGAGCUCCCUGGCGGGGACCAGGCCAGCAGCGGGGCUGGGGAUGGCAGUGGCCUGGGGGCAGUGGGGGGCACCGGUGACUAUCGGUACAUCCUCAGCCCCGGGGGGCUGGCCGAGCGGCCUCGGCAGGAGGAGCAGCAGCCAGAGAGCCCUGUCAAUGAGUCCCAGCGGCUGCUGCUGCUGCAGCAAGGGCUACUACCCCACAGUAGCUGUUAGCCCACAGGCAGAGGGCAUCUGGGGCCAUGCGGCUGGCUCUGCUGGCUGCUGUGCUGGCUGACUAAGCCCUGUCUGACCCCAGCCCAGGCAGCAAGGCAUGGAGGCUCCUGUGGUAGUCCUCCCAAGCUGUGCUGGAAGCCUGGACUGACCAAAUCACCCAAUCCCAGUUCUUCCUGCAACCACUUUGUGGCCGGCCUGGCAUCAGUUCAGGCCUUGGCUGGGUGGAGGUGGGCCAGGCCUGGUUGUCUAAACCCAGGCAGCUGGCAGAGGGGGUGGUUAUGUUUCCAUGGUUACCAUGGGUGGGGAGAGGAGUUGGGAGAGGGUAGAUCCAACCCUGUGGGCCCCUACUCUCCCAGCUGAGCUGCCUCUGCUGCUUUAGUGCAUGCAUUGAGGCAUCUCUGGCCUGGGGGCCCAUCUGUGCCUGUGCUUGGGGUUUAAAUGCCCAGGUUUGCCCCUCCUCACAAAGAGAUGCCCUUGUAUUAUUCCCCUUUAGGUGAGAAUUGGUAAGGGGUUGGUACAGCAGGUCCCAAGCCCUGUAGCCGGAGGCAGUGGGACACUCAGGUCUGAAUCUUAAUCACCUUCCUGGUUACCCACCCUGUCUAGGCCAGGAGUAAGUGCAGCUGACCAGGUCACAGCAAAGGCAUGCUGAAUUACACAGGCUACCGUUUGCCAGGCUUCUAAAGGCAAUGCACUGAGCCCGGCAAGAGGAAGCGGUGCUGUAACCUUGCCCAGGAAUGAGCGAGGCCCGAGAGGAGUCCAGGAGCCCCUCUUCAGUCCCUUCCGCAGUCUGUCUGAGCAUGCUACCAAAUCCCAAAAUACCCUAAGACUAACAAAGGCAGCUGUGUCUGAGCCCAGUCCUUCCACGCAGUGUCUCUUUGUCCCAACCUUCCUUCUAACUGGAGACCCUCUUCUGUCCCAAGUCUCCAAAGAUGGAGAGAAAAUAGGCUUGGUGGCUGGUGUGGCUGAGGGAGAGUUACUGGAGCCUGGACCCCAGCCUGGUGGGGGAGCCUCUGGGAGUGCAUGGGGCAGGCCCUUGCCGUUAGGGACUUGUCCAAGCCGUUAGAUGCUGUUUAAAAACAGAAAUAAAUUGAAGACUGAAGACCCAA
Messenger RNA from Hippopotamus amphibius kiboko, 4189 nucleotides. It is a transcript of the gene TYRO3, whose product is annotated as TYRO3 protein tyrosine kinase. Lineage: Eukaryota; Metazoa; Chordata; Mammalia; Artiodactyla; Hippopotamidae. Bases 315 to 3083 code for a protein of 922 amino acids. Gene Ontology annotation, biological process: phagocytosis; cell migration; positive regulation of kinase activity. Gene Ontology annotation, molecular function: protein binding; ATP binding; transmembrane receptor protein tyrosine kinase activity. The record is from RefSeq and is a predicted model, not a curated record. Gene Ontology annotation, cellular component: signaling receptor complex. The transcript is spliced from 20 exons.